Messenger RNA from Lathyrus sativus (Indian pea), 1149 nucleotides. The record is from the annotation of a GenBank genome assembly. Lineage: Eukaryota; Viridiplantae; Streptophyta; Magnoliopsida; Fabales; Fabaceae.
AUGGUUGGGAACCCUGCAAUCAAUGUCUCAUCAUUGCCAACUUCUGUUUCUUCAUGUAUGAUGAUUUCUCUACCAGGCAACUCAUUGAAGUUUGCGCCUUUGUCGAUUCGAAAUCGGAAGAAAAUCAACAAGAUUAGAGCUACAUCUGCUGAUGGAGGUAAUGUCAAACAGACAUAUAAUUCAGAAGCAAAGAAUCCUCUUGCAGUUGUGUUUGACAUUCCUCGACGGAUUUGGAAGCAAACGCUGUGUCCAUUAAGUGAUUUCGGGUUUGGUCGCAAGAGUGUUUGGGAAGGUGGUGUUGGACUGUUUUUGGUUUCUGGUACGAUACUAUUUGUGCUUAGUAUGGCUUGGUUAAGGGCGUUUCAAAUAAAUUCUAAAUUCAGGAAGUAUACUGCGGUUUUCGAGUUUGCUCAGGCUUCUGGUAUAAGCACUGGAACGCCUGUGAGAAUCAGAGGGGUCACUGUAGGCAAUGUCACUCGCGUGAAUCCUUCCUUGAGAAGUAUUGAAGCGGUUGUUGAGAUACAAGAUGAUAAAACAAUUAUACCAAGGAACUCGUUUGUUGAGGUAAACCAGUCCGGUCUUCUGAUGGAAACUAAAAUUGACAUCAAUCCUCGAGAUCCAAUUCCAACACCUUCAGUUGGUCCUCUUCACGAAGAAUGUGCUAAAGAAGGUCUCAUUGUGUGUGAUAGAGAAAAGAUCAAGGGUCACCAAGGAGUAAGUUUGGACGAAAUGGUAGGAAUAUACACCCGUCUUGGACGAGAUGUUGAGGGAAUUGGUGUCGUCAACAGUUAUGCGUUGGCUGAACGUGUUUUCGCUGUUAUGGAAGAAGCAAGACCACUUCUUACACAGAUGAAAGCCAUGGCUCUAGAUGUUCAACCUUUGUUGGCUGAAAUUCGUGAUAGCGGCCUGUUGAAGGAAGUUGAAUGUUUGACCCAAAGCCUUACCCAAGCUUCUAAUGAUUUGAGAAAGGUGCAAUCAUCUAUUAUGACCCCUGAGAACACUGAACUGAUCCAUAAGUCUGUACACACACUUAUAUUUACCUUGAAGAACAUCGAGAAUAUCACCUCUGAUAUGUUAGGUUUUACUGGUGAUGAAAGUACCAAAAAGAGUUUGAAAGUACUUAUCAAGAAUCUCAGCAGGUUAUUGUGA